Molecule: messenger RNA, 2271 nt
Organism: Epithele typhae
Lineage: Eukaryota; Fungi; Basidiomycota; Agaricomycetes; Polyporales; Epitheliaceae
Exons: 8
Coding region: 1-2271 (756 amino acids)
Source: RefSeq, a predicted model, not a curated record
AUGUCCGACCGCGGCUACGUUAAUCUCGUCCGCCACCUCACCCGCCCGACGUCCACCCUCUCGCCGGAGACCCUCCAAGCCUCGAUCGCGCACUACCUCGCCCGCCCACCGUCCCCGCUCCCGGGCACGCCCACCGCACUCACCGCGUCCGUCCUCGGGAGCGCGCUCUUUCGCCCGCACCGGCACGCACAACUCGCCGCGCUCGCGCUCGCGUUCCGUCACGCCGUGCACCUCCGCGUGGGGGUGCUCAAGGAGGCCUCCCGCGGCGACGGUGGCUUCUCGCUCUCUGCCGUUCUCGCCCCGGAGGAGCAUAGUGGGCGGCGCGUCGCAGCGCGGCUCGGGCGGUGGUGCCGCGACGUGUGGGCAGGGUGCGGAGGGAGCGCGCCGCUCGCUCGGCUCGCGUGCGUGGUCGGGCUGUUGUUGGGGUUGGAGGACUGGGAGGCGGAGUUGAAGAUAACGGAGAGGGAGGCGCGGGUGAGGGUCAAGGCGGAGGAAGAAGUCGUGCUUGCAGUCGCGGAGGUAGUGGAUGCGUACGCCCCGGACCCAUCUGGCUGGGGUGUGGACUUCAAGAGGUCGGUGGAAGCAAGGGCGGAGCAUGAAGACCCCUUGGGCCUCGCAAUCACACUCACUGCACAGUGUGCGCCUUUGGUUGCGGCGCAGAGACUGCAAGCUCUGCCACUCCCGGCCAUCUUGGACGUCCUUGUGAGUACCAUUGAACAGACGUUCCGUGGAGGGGCUUUCCUUGUUGGGGCAUCCACCAGUUUCACAUGGAAUACAGAGGGAAAGGUUGCUGCUUCGUCCCCGCCCAACUUCUCAGAUACGAUACGGCAGAUAUCAGGCUCGCCGUAUCUAGCGUCUAUGGCAUCGUACGCCAAAUUCACCUCACUUUCUCUCACCAAUUUGGUAGAGUCAAGACCCGUUCCUGGCUGGCAAACAAUACAGCAAGUGCUAGCUCGUUUCAAACAGCUCACAGCUCGCCUAGAGGAUGACUGGGUGAAAUGUGCACUCGCAAGUGUCACUGGUGACGAACAGUUUGCAGGUAGCAGCAGUCGUGAUCUGACGAAGACGACAUGGUCGAUCCUCAAGACCCUAUUGUUCACCGCCUUGAUGAUUUCUCAGUCGGUUUUGACAGCGGUUGUCUUCGUUUCUCAACCCGAAGACGCUACUGCAGCACCGUCUCCUUUUGCCCUUGCACUCGAGAUCCUUCACAUUCUCUCCAACCUCUCGUUUGUCAUGCCUCAAUUUGGUGGUGUGGCUUCGACCUCGGAAGGAUUACCCGAACUCAAGCGCGCAUUCUACAUGGCACUAGAUGUACUUUCGGAAAGCGAGACUCAAAGCCGAAGGUUUGUGGAGGAACUAUGCGAACGAGAUUCAUCUAUGAGCAAAGGGAAAGGACCGGAGACGAUUCCGCGCCCGCUGCUUAACGCCAAGAAAGCAUUUGCUCUGGCUUGCGCUGAACAGCUUGUGCCCGUUCUACCCGAACUCACGAUCCGUGACCAGGUGUACCCCAUGUGUUUCCCGCAUUUGUGGGAUACUACCCAUCGCGAGACAUAUGAAUCAGCGCAUUCUGUCAUGCUAUCAAUCUUCGCAUCUCACGCGAAGGGCAAAGGUGCGAAGAGCAAAGCUCCAGGACCGGCAUUCGCAGAGAAGGUAGUGCCCCUAUACAGUCGCUGUUUGAUCGAAAACUCGCCAGACGGACAUCUCAGCACGGCGCAGCUCUGUCUGGCAUACGCCGCCCUCGUCCGGAGUGCAGGUUCCUUCGGCUACGGCGCCGUCAACACGACUACUUCCAACCGCACGCCUUCCGACGCCUACCCGCACGCUGACGCGCUGGCAUGGUACUGCGUCGACGCGCUACUAGAUGCUAUACGGCGCACCAGCACCGCGACCGUCCUCAUCCUUCACCUGCACCUGUACUCCAACACCCAAACACCGCGGCCGUCCGCGCACCUACACCGCCUACACCUCGCGCUCGUCGCGACGGCCGCGUCAGUCUCACUCACGUUGCUCCCGCGGCUGCUCACCGAGGUCGCGGCGAUCAUCAUCGCCGUGCCGGACGACGCGGAGGAAAUGCGCACGGAGCUGACCGACGCGCUCUUCAAGAUUGUCGCUGAGGAGGUCGGAGACGCGGAGAAGGCGUACGCCAUGGAUUGGUGGUACGAGCACCGCGACACGCUUGCACGGGGGAGGGCGCCGGUGCGGGACCCAGUGUUCGAGGGCGCGGAGGCGGUUCCUGCUGCUGGGGCGCCGGAUAUCGUGUCUCGUCUUUAG